Molecule: messenger RNA, 780 nt
Organism: Thamnophis sirtalis
Lineage: Eukaryota; Metazoa; Chordata; Lepidosauria; Squamata; Natricidae
Source: RefSeq, a predicted model, not a curated record
UGGAGGCCUCCAUGGGUUGCGCGACCGUUGCUGGCCGAGAGUAAGGGCGUCCGUUGGUUAUGGAAGGGGAAGAUCCGGCAGGGGUUCGAGAGGCUGAUGGCAGCCCCCGCGCUCUUUCAAAGGCUCAGGAACAAGAACAAGAACAAAGUUAUGACAUAGGUGAAUGUUAUAAGUGUCAAGAUGAGAACAAAAACCUACAUGCUAAACUGAUGGAGGAACAAAAGCAGUUAUUAGAAGACUUGCAAAAAAAAGUGGAAACUACGUUUCAAGGGGAGCUGCAGCUAGCUGAGGUCCCAGAUAAUCUUAAAUUGGAAGCUAUAAGACUAAGUUCAAAUAACAUAUGCACAUCUCAGAUGGAGCUAAUGCAAAUGAAUCUGAUAAAGGAGAAGGAAACUGCCUUAAUGGAGCUUCGUGAAAUGCUCAAUGAUAAGCAUGCUCAAGAAAUUGCAGUUCUGCAAAGUCGAUACCAUUUUGAAUUGGAGCACGUAAACAAACAGAAUCAGAAAGAAAAGGAAGAAAUGGUUUUGAAACAUCAACUUGACAUGGAUAAAAUGAAGAAGAAAAUAAGUCUGGAAAUGGAGGAGAAGCAUAUUCACAUUUUGGAGACUCUUAAAAAGGAAUGGGCCUUGAAUGUAGAUGUCAGUUUAAAAAAUGUAUCUGAAGAGUUAUCUGUAAAACAUCAGGCUGAACUGAACGAGCUGAAGCAAAACUUAACAGCAGAAACUGAAGAAUUAAAGAAAACAAUGGAGACACUUUCUCUUGAAAAAAGAGAGGCUGCAA